AUGUUAAUCUUCCUUGUAACAUUAACUAAUGGAAAACCAGGCAAAAUUGAUGAACAAUCAACAUCUCCAAAAGCUAAUUUUUAUAAACCACAACCAAAUGUAAUGCGUCGUCUUAAUCCACUAAAACUUUUAUUUACUGUGGUUCAUGUUCCACAACAAACUCCACCAUAUAAACUUGAAUGGAAUGUACCACUUUUAAAAACAAUGUUACUUGAAAGUUCAUAUGUUUCAGAUGAAGAUAAAGAAUUAUUUGUAACUGAAUUUAGUAAACAACUCCAUGAUUAUGCUGAUUGGUCAGACGAAAAACAUUAUGAAUUAGAACGAUUUACUGAAAAAUAUUUUAAUAUAUACAAAGCUCCUAACAAAUUUUUACCAUUUAUUGAUUGUCCUGCCUUAACUCAUGCUUUAACCGAUGAAAUGAUUGGUGAUCGUCAACCACCUAUGGAUCCACAUCGUCGAGCAGAUCUUCGUGCAAAAGCAGUUCGAGUUUUAUGCGAUUCGGAAUAA
Messenger RNA from Adineta steineri, 507 nucleotides. The record is from the annotation of a GenBank genome assembly. Lineage: Eukaryota; Metazoa; Rotifera; Eurotatoria; Adinetida; Adinetidae.